This is a messenger RNA of Lentinula edodes (shiitake mushroom), 2247 nucleotides long. RefSeq lists its product as uncharacterized. The annotation marks the transcript as partial. The record is from RefSeq and is a predicted model, not a curated record. The transcript has 2 exons. Lineage: Eukaryota; Fungi; Basidiomycota; Agaricomycetes; Agaricales; Omphalotaceae.
UUAAAUAAGGCUUUGAGAGAGAGGGAGAAUGAGCUGAAGGACACAGGGCAGAAACUGAGAAAAGUUGUAGAAGAAAGGGAUGAGAGAAUCGAGGUGCUUGAACAAGAAACUAGGCGGCAGAAGAUAGUGAUGGAAGACAUCGAAGCGAGGUUACAGAAGAGGCUCAAGGACUACCAACGCCAGAUCCAUGCACUGAAAGCAAAAAUUUCACGUAUACCAAGCCGGCUUGUCACUGCUACCAACCGUGUUGCGCGUACAUACAACACUAAAGCUGAUGACGAACGAACCUUCUUCCUCAAGGACUCCAGUGGCAUCAUUCCAGAUGAAGCGCGAGAUGUUUUCCUUGAUCUGGUAGCCAUGGAUGCCGUUCCUGCGAACAAGGUGACCCGCGUGUUCAAGCGGAUUGCAGGGGUGUUUGGAGUCCAAGUUGAGGGAGAUGUCUCACGUAGAAGUGUUGGACGGAUCACAAAGGAGGGUGGAAACGCGUCAAAAUUGCAAAUUAUCGAAGCCUUGAAGGACGCAAAAGGCAUUACGCUGAGCGGAGAUGGGACAACUCACAAGAAUGAAACCUACGAAUCGAAGUUCGCCACAGUGAUUACACCCAACAAAAAGCUCCAGUUCUUCCUCGGUUUGAAGAUGGCUCUAAAUCAUACUAGCGAGACACAGUUAGAGGGCUGGAUCGAGACUGCCGAAGAUCUAUUUCACCUUGCAUAUCGGAGCGGUCUGAUCGUGGAAGACGAUGCGCGUAUUUUUUGGAAUCUUGUUACUGGGUUCCAUUCGGACCACGCCGCUGACCAAAAAAAACUCUUCGAGCUGUUGAAGAAAUGGAAGAAACAGUUGGAGCGUGAGGUUCGAGGUGAAAGUGCUGUCAAACGGCUCACGGAUAAUGAGUACGCGUGUCUUAUUUUCCAAGGCUCGCAGGUUCUCGUACAAAAGGCAGGGGGUCCAGCUGCUUGGGAUGUGUUGACUACCAAGGAACGUACACGCCGGAUUGAUGAGAUGAGAAGACAGAUUAUCUGUGAUAUUGGGGAAGCCGAAUUCCAGAAGCUGUCAGAGGAGGAGAAGGCCGAAGUUGAUUUAAUCCUUUGGGCAGGCUGUUGCAUGCACAAAGAAAUGAAUGCUUUCAAGGGAGGAUGUGUCGGCUUGGAUGAAUACUGGAAUAAACACCCUGAUCUCCAUCCACCGAUUCUCCUCCCAAAUCGUGACAAUGCGGCCGCUAUUCGGAAAGCUGCAGGUACUGAAGCUGCAGAACGCGCUACAGCACGUAGUGAGCGAGGAGCUAUCAAGGUCGCAAGUCUUGCAGGUGCAAUUUUUCGGCACAAGGACAGGAAACGAGGUCAACAAGACACGUUGCGGUUUUACUUCGACCAGAAGCUGGGUUUCAACCUAGCUUUCCCAGAUACGAGUAACACGCGAUUUCAGUCGCACGCAGAAGCUUGCGCCUUGAUAAUCACUCACAUGGACUUGUUCAUUGAGUUUUUGACGUACGUUCAACAUAAUAAGGGCUCCGGGAAGUUGAAUCAUAUGGAACAGAAUGUUCUGGAUGGCUUAAAUGAUCCCGCGACGCGUCAGGAAUUCUGUGUUAUUACAUUGUAUUGGUUGGCUAUUAGUGUCCCAUACAUGCGAGAAAUCCGAGGUCCACAAGCGAAGGCGAACAAUGUUCUGGAGCUUGGUGACCUCCAUCGUCGCGUUAUCGAACAUAUUGACGCGUUAAUAAAGGAGCCAGAGCGUCUGCUUGGCCCAGACGCGUCAGAAACUCAUGGAUCUUUGGAUGGACAUGGCUGGGAGCGGCCGGACGCGUUCUAUGCAGCGCAAAGACAUGCAUCACAGCAGCUCCCACAGAUUCAAAGCCUUUUGAUACACUUCCUCAAAAAAGCCAAGGAGUCCUGGCUCCGGUUCAUGUCAGAAUUUGAGGAGGGUGGUGCGCUUUCACGAGCCACACCUGAGCAAAUUGAGCGCGCCUGGAUGGAGAAAACUAAUGAUCUGAAUGAAGGUGCUUUUGGAACCUAUAGACAAACCAGUCGCGCGAAUCCCACCCUGUCUCUUGUCCAGUAUAAUGCCCGACAAAUGUACAAAUUCAACCAAACCUCCUCAUACCUUCACACUCUCAGUCCAGCAAUGCGCCAAUGGCUCCGAAAAAUCACACGUACUCAAGAUGCAUCAGGCGCGAAUCGUCGAGAGCACAUUCAGAUGGCACAAUAUCGUCAGGAAGUAGCAGAAAAACGGACUGAAAAGGACACAGAACGA